AGCCUGAAGCAGAGAAGAAAGAUGGCAUCUAGAUUCAUAAUCUUCUGUCUGCUCUUCUUUGUGUGUGGUCACGCCAAUGGAGCAAGGGAUGUACAACAAUACAAAACCGCAUAUGGAGCUACAAAAAACAUGAAGGAAGCGGAGGAUUCGUCAUAUGGGCCUUAUAUAACUCAGUACAAUUCUGGGCACAACUCAAAAGAAGCAGAAGUGUCAUACAUAACCAGUUAUGGAACCAAAGAAGGCAGAAAAGAAGUUGAGACUCCUUACCUAACUCAGUACAAUUCUGGGCACAACUCCAAGGAAGCAGAAGUGCCAUACAUAACUAGUUAUGGAACCAAAGAAGGCAGAAAUGAAGCUGAGACUCCUUACAUAACACAGUACAAUUCAGGGCACAACUCAAAGGAAGGAGAAGUGCCAUACAUAACUAGUUAUGGAACCAAAGAAGGCAAAAAAGAAGCGGAGACUCCUUACAUAACACAGUACAAUUCAGGGCACAACUCAAAAGAAGCAGAAGUGUCAUACAUAACCAAUUAUGGAACCAAAGAAGACACAAAAGAAGCUGAAACACCCUACAUAAUGAGUUAUGGAACCAAGACAGGCACAAAAGAAGUUGAGACACCUUAUGUAAUGAGUUAUGGAACCAAAGAAGUUGAAGUGCCGUACAUAACUGGGUAUAUUUUUCCACAAGCCAAAAAGGAGUCAAAGGAAGUUGAAACGCCUUACAUAACUGGGUAUAUUUCUGCACAAGGAAAAAAGGAGUCAAAGGAAGUUGAAACGCCUUACAUAACUGGGUAUAUUUCUGCACAAGGAAAAAAGGAGUCAAAAGAAGUUGAAACGCCUUACAUAACAGGGUACAUUUCUGCACAAGCUGCAAAGGAAAAGGCUAUAACCAAAUGUAAACAUCACAAGCAUGUAAAUCGACCUUCCUCUGACACCAAAAACUCACAAGAGCCGCCAUUGAAGGGACAUGAACAUCAUCAUAUGCAUACACAUUCAUCAUCUCCCAUGGAUCACACUGAAGCAUUCAAGGUAGGCUUUUUCACAUUCGAUGAUCUAUACAAAGGUAAGAUAAUGCCCCUAAACUUUCCCAAGCAAGAACAUUCUCGUUUCUUGCCUAAAGAAGUAGCUGAUUCCAUUCCAUUCUCAAUGCCACAACUUCCGCACCUUCUCCAACUCUUCUCGAUCCCACAAGAUUCUCGAGAUGCAAAACACAUGGCAUAUGCACUCGAACAAUGUGAGAUGAAACCCAUCACAGGGGAGACCAAGUUUUGUGCCACUUCUCUAGAGUCCAUGACAGAAUUUGUUACCAAGAUCAUUGGUUCUGGUGUUAGCUUCAAUAUUCUCUCAACCACACACCCCACAACAUCAACUGCCAUCACACAAAGCUACACUAUUUUGGAAGAACCCAAAGAAGUUUUAGCUUCCAAAAUGGUUUUUUGCCACCCAAUGGCUUAUCCUUACUCGGUUUUCUUCUGCCACAACUUUGAGAAAGACACCAAGUUCUUCAAGGUUUCACUUGAAGGUGAAAAUGAAGAUAAGGUGGAAGCUAUGGCUGUUUGCCACAUGGACACAUCUGAUUGGGACCCUAACCACAGUUUGUUUGGCCUGCUGGGAAUCAAAGCUGGUGCCUCUUCUCCAGUGUGUCAUUUCUUCCCUGAAAAUCAUCUUGUUUGGAUCCCAUCACCAACUAAAGCUACUAUGUGAGUAGGUAGCAAUGUUCUUGAGUCUUUGUUGUUUGUAUCAUAUUUCAUGUCAUGUGUGUAGAAUAAUGAUCAGUUGCCAAGAUCUGGCACUGUGAUCAAGCAUUCAUGGUAAUGUUUGGAUCCUUGAUAUGCUUUCUAAUUUGUUGUUUGUAAGAGCAAGUUUCAUGUUAAGAAGACCUCAAGUGCCUAGA
Messenger RNA from Prunus mume (Japanese apricot), 1894 nucleotides. Lineage: Eukaryota; Viridiplantae; Streptophyta; Magnoliopsida; Rosales; Rosaceae. The record is from RefSeq and is a predicted model, not a curated record.